AUGAUAGCAUCAACAACAUCUCCUAUUAUUAUUCCAGUUUCAUCUAUACUUCGAGUUCUAGGAAAAAAUUAUGAUGAAUCGAUUUUAUUAACAUCAACAUAUAAUCAAUCUUUGCUACGUGAUCGUCGCCAUCGUCUUUCAAAUAUAAUUGAUAAUCAAACUGGUAUACAACAAAUAAAUUCUUCACUCUAUCAUAACAUAUCCGAUCGUUUAAGCACAACACGUACAGAUCAAGUAUGUGUUUAUCCAAGACGAUCAUAUUGCCGUCAUAUAAGAUAUAAUCCAUAUCUAUUGACAUUACCACAAGAAUCGAAAAUUCCUAAAAUUGAUAUUAUGGAUAACAAUGUUGAAAUAAUAAAUCCGUAUGAGCAAAAAUCUAAUGAAAAUGAAAUAAAAAAUGAAACAAUCACAACAAAUCAUGAUGAUCAAAAUACUAUACCCGAUGAAUAUAUGUCAACAAGUAAAACAACGAAACGAAAAAUAACUAUGAAUCAUAAUUGUCAAAAUUGUAAACAAAAGUUUAAAAAUAAAACUCAAUUAAAUUUACAUAUAAUUAAAUGUCAAAAUGAAAGUGAACAAAAUGAACAAAUGCCUCGUCGACAUUAUUCUAAAAAUGAAUCUUUAUUAGUGUCAUUACUUAAACAAGAAGCAAUUACAGAGAAAAAAUCAGACAUCCAAACAAAUGAUAUAUCACCAUCAAUUACGAUGACACAAACAUCUGAGUCUUUUGAAAAAACAACACAAAUUGAUAAUAUGAUAAAGAUUGACUCCAAUAGUAUACAAAUUAAGCUAGAAAAAAAUGAUGUUGAUUUUAUUUUAAAUGAUUCAGAAAUAUUAAAGAAAACAAUUAGUAAAGCACAGUCGAUAUCGUCUUGUCAAUCUCUGCCAAAACCAUUAUCAAUAAUAGCUUGUACAAUAUGUGGCGAGGGAAAUAUAAUUAAUGAUGAAUUAAUUAAGUGCUCGACAUGUCAGAAAAGUAUGCAUGCAUACAAAUGUCUUAGUUUUGAAAAUAAUAAAAUUUUAAAAACAAUUAAAACCUAUUCAUGGGAAUGUGUCGAUUGUAAGAAAUGCAUUCAAUGUGGUACAGUGGAACAUGAUGACGAAUUACUUUUUUGUGACCAUUGUGAUAGAGCUUAUCAUAUGGAUUGUUUAAAACCACCAUUGAGUGAACCACCACCAGGUGAAUGGUAUUGUCAAUUGUGUGUAUAA
Rotaria socialis is the source of this 1209-nucleotide messenger RNA. The record is from the annotation of a GenBank genome assembly. Lineage: Eukaryota; Metazoa; Rotifera; Eurotatoria; Philodinida; Philodinidae.